UUCUUCUUCCCAAGUCCAAACUCUACUCUCCCCCAUCCCGAUCCCACAACUCCGCCCCGCUCGCGCCCAGCACCCACAGAUCUCCGGCCGUCGCAUCCAUGGCGUCCGCGUACCGGGGCGGUGCGAGAGCCCACGGCGACGAGCCCGACGACUUCGACGAGUACGACCCCACGCCCUACGGCGGCGGCUACGACCUCUUCGUCACCUUCGGCCGCCCGCUCCCGCCCUCCGACGAGACCUGCCACCCCUGCUCCGCGCCCUCCACCUCCUACGACGCCCCCCACUACUCCGCCGACGAGCCCUCCCCCUACGCCCGCCACGCCAAGCCGCAGCCCGCCUACGGCUUCCGCCCCCAGCAGGAGCAGUCUUCCUACGGCUCCCGCCCCCAGCAGGAGCAGCAGCAGCAGUCCUCCUACGGCUCCUCCGGCUACGGAUCUAAGCCCCAGCCCGCCUACGGCUUCCGCCCCCAGGCGGAGGAGCCCACCUACGGGUCUGGCUACGGCAGGAAGCCGCAGGCGGAGGAGAGCUACGGCUCCGGGUAUGGAUCUGGGUAUGGUGGAGGAAGGAAGCAGCAGGAGGAGGAAACUUACGGUUCUGGGUAUGGCCGCAAGCCGCAGGUCGAGGAGAGCUAUGGAUCAGGGUAUGGAUCUGGAUACGGGACCAAGCCGCAGCAGGAAGAGAGCUAUGGCUCCGGCUACGGGAGGAAGCCACAACAGGAGGAGAGCUAUGGCUCCGGCUACGGGAGGAAGCCACAACAGGAGGAGAGCUAUGGCUCCGGCUACGGGAGGAAGCCACAGCAGGAGGAGAGCUAUGGCUCCGGCUACGGGAGGAAGCCACAGCAGGAGGAGAGCUAUGGCUCCGGCUAUGGGAGGAAACCGCAGGUAGAGGAGAGCCAUGGAUCGGAGUACGGUUCCGGCUAUGGGAGGAAGCCACAGGCGGAGAGCUAUGGAUCGGGGUAUGGGAGCAGGCCACAGGGUGGUGAGGAGUAUGGUAGUGGUGGGUAUGGGAGGAAGACUCAUGAGGAGAGCUAUGGUUCCUCGGGGUACGGCUAUGGCAGGAAGACUGAGGAAGAGAGCCAUGGUGGUUCUGGUUAUGGAUAUGGAAAGAAGGCCCAGGAAGAGGGUGAAGGGGCAUAUGGCUCUGGUGGUUACCCGAAGCCAAAGCCAUACGGUCAGGAGGAGACACAGGGUUCUUACGGGUAUGGGUAUGGCGAGAAGCCGGCGUAUGAGAGUGGUGGGUACAACAGGCCGAGCUAUGGUGGUGGAGACGAAUACCAAGGGGGCCAUGGCCGCAAGAAGCAUGACGACAAUGACUCUGAUGAUGAAAAGAAGAAGCGUUACCAGAAGCACCACCGCCGCCAGGAGUACGAUGAUUAAGCAUCCACUGCGGUUAUCCUACCAGCCAAAGUACUGCGUGAAUAAAGAUGCUACUGCUCACUCGCUUGUGCUGUGUUGUCUUGUUUUGUCUUGUGGUCUAUCUGCCUCAGUGAUCUGAUGUCGCUUCAACACUAAUAAAUUGUGGUUAUGGCUGUGCGUGUGGUUUUUAUGUUUGAAGCAUGUCUAAACAAUCACUACGUCGUGUCAUUAUUUGUAUGCUUGAGAUGAACGGUGGAUGUGCCCCUGUUCCGUCUUAAACUGAAUUUAUAUAUUCCUGCUGCACCACUUAUGUCUUAAA
Messenger RNA from Oryza brachyantha (malo sina), 1674 nucleotides. RefSeq lists its product as uncharacterized. NCBI's taxonomy places the organism in Eukaryota, Viridiplantae, Streptophyta, Magnoliopsida, Poales, Poaceae. Gene Ontology annotation, molecular function: phosphatidic acid binding. The transcript has 2 exons. The coding region runs from base 99 to 1376 and encodes 425 amino acids. The record is from RefSeq and is a predicted model, not a curated record.